Molecule: messenger RNA, 255 nt
Organism: Loa loa (African eye worm)
Lineage: Eukaryota; Metazoa; Nematoda; Chromadorea; Rhabditida; Onchocercidae
Exons: 1
Coding region: 1-255 (84 amino acids)
Source: RefSeq, a predicted model, not a curated record
AUGAAGAUAGUAAUAACUGCAGAUAUAGAGAAAGCAUUUCUACAAAUCGAAUUACAAGAAGAAGAAAGAUCAAAUACUAGCAGAAUCCAAGAAGUUACUGAUUCAUCAACCAAUUAUAAUAAGGUAAAGGGAAUGGAAAUUGAGGAACUGAUGGCCCUAUUGCUAGUCGAACUAGAAAGGCUCAACAACAAUCGACUCCAGCAGGAAAUACAGUUAAAGACAAUUCCACUAGUCUUACGAAAGCGCUCUUCGUAA